GCUCCUACUCCAUCCCCAAGUCUCAGAUAUCCAUCCCUGACUAGUUUUUCCUCGGAGACUCUUGCUCGCUCGAAGUCUAACAAUGGAGUUACUGUCCCUCUCGUCUCCUUCGAUCCCGCACCAAGCAUCAGCCUCCUACUUCAAUCGCAAAGGAGUGACAUCCUUCUCAUCAUCAUCCUUCUCCUCGUUCCCUUCUAAACCCACCGCCGCCACCGCUAUUCAUUGCUCCUCUUAUCCCAAAACCUCAAUUAACCCAUCCUCCAACCGCAAUGCCUCCUUUGUCACCUCUUCCCUCACCGCCAACUCCCCCCAGUCUCCCGCCACCGCCAUGAGGGGAGCUGAGACUGACGCCAUGGGCCUGCUGCUCAGGGAGAGGAUUGUGUUCCUCGGCAACGAAAUCAACGACUUUGUCGCCGAUGCCAUCAUCAGUCAAUUGCUGCUCCUUGAUGCUCAGGACCCCACUAAAGACAUUCGCCUCUUCAUCAAUUCCCCUGGCGGCUCUCUCAGUGCAACAAUGGCCAUCUAUGAUGUCGUGCAACUUGUUAGGGCUGACAUUUCCACUGUUGCCCUCGGCAUGGCAGCAUCAACGGCUUCCAUUAUCCUUGGUGGUGGCACAAAAGGCAAGCGCUUGGCAAUGCCCAAUACACGGAUAAUGAUUCAUCAACCACUUGGAGGUGCUAGUGGACAAGCAAUAGAUGUGGAGAUUCAAGCAAAAGAAAUCAUGCACAACAAGAACAACAUUGUGAGCCUCAUUUCAAGCUGGAGUGGUCGGGCGAUUGAGCAGGUGGCGAAAGACAUUGACAGGGACCGAUACAUGUCUCCAAUUGAGGCAGUUGAAUAUGGAAUAAUUGAUGGUGUGAUUGACAGGGAUAGCAUCAUUCCUCUAUUUCCCGUGCCAGAUAGGGUUACUCCUACCCUGAAUUAUGAGGACAUGCGAAAAGAUCCAAUGAAGUUCCUGUACCCAGAUGUGCCUGAGGAUGAGAUUUACUAGAUAGCAGCAGCAGCAGCAUUUACUAUGUUGAAGGAACUCGAGAUGCCCUGCAGAUGAUGGAUUGGUGUGGUGCUAUCCAUAGGCUGUGUUCUGCUGUCAAGAAAGCUGCCUGAUGUGCUGCAACUCGACUCAGCUUAUUUCAAGAUGGCUCUCCAUGUUUAUUUGAAUUACAUUUUGGUUUGUCCCUGGAUUUUGCAUUCUUCUGAAUCUUCAUCUUAAGAACUCGAUUGACCUGUUUUGUAGUGCUUGUUAGAUUAAGAUAAUUUCUUUCCAGAAAAAGAGGACAUUGAUGUUGCUCAGCUCAACAUGGAAUGUACUAAUUACUGCAAUGGAUCCAAUCUAAGGACUUCCCCAUCAGCUCUCGCUCGAUGAGCAGCUCUAUUUGUUGCCAGAAGACCUAUUGCCCCAGAUAGAGCUCCAGAAGACGGGCCAGUUCUUCUGAGCUUCAGUCCAACCCAGAAGAGAGCCUUCCCUCAAGGGAUCCCAACUAGAAGAGACAAUCCCAUAAGUCACCCCUAACAAGGCAGACCCAAAGAAGAAGAAGGAGACAAUGAAGGGAACCCAUGUGGGCACGUCAAUCUUCAGCCCGACCUUGAGAUAGUAAAAAAAGGGGAAGAACAACAGCCCGAUGAACAAAGGUAUCCCAACAGACAAUCCCAUCCGGUUGAUCAUCCUGUUGGUGACUAUCUCCGGUAUGACAUCGGAAUCCUUGCUGGAUUCCUCCUGUCCAUCUCCACCAUCUUCAUCCUCGUCAUCUUCGUAGGUUAGCGUCUUUGGUUUCUUCUUGCUCUUGCUGGUUUUCUUAGAGGGUACUGCCGGACCAAACCCUCUUGGGUUUUUUGUUGCAUAGAGCAGAAAUGGCGCUGCCGAGCUUGAGAGGGACCAUGGAUUGAAUUUACGGGAACUUCUCGUAUUUGGCACUGAACCACUUCUGAAGGUGUGAUGGAAUGUUGUUACAGCAGCAAGUUCAGAAAUUUGGUUUACCUUGUUAGGAAAUGAGGUGGGAGUAGCUGCGGACAGCAGAGCAGAAGCAGAGGAUACAAGCUUCAUCACACCAGUUGCAGCCAGUCAGCCAGCCACUCAUAGGUUGGUUCGGGGCGAAAUGGAAAUAGGCUUGGAGGUUGGAGGAGAGAGAGAGAUGGAUUAGAUAGAUAAGGUUUUUCCUUCUUUCGUUGAGGCCCUCUAACUUUGAGACUUUUACU
Messenger RNA from Linum tenue, 2193 nucleotides. The record is from the annotation of a GenBank genome assembly. Lineage: Eukaryota; Viridiplantae; Streptophyta; Magnoliopsida; Malpighiales; Linaceae.